Molecule: messenger RNA, 3228 nt
Organism: Callorhinchus milii (elephant shark)
Lineage: Eukaryota; Metazoa; Chordata; Chondrichthyes; Chimaeriformes; Callorhinchidae
Product: RNA-binding protein 5
Exons: 25
Coding region: 174-2867 (897 amino acids)
Biological process (GO): mRNA splicing, via spliceosome
Cellular component (GO): nucleus
Molecular function (GO): RNA binding
Source: RefSeq, a predicted model, not a curated record
AGCCUGCCGGGUAGCUGUGCCGAGCCGGCGCCAUCUUGUGGUUGUGCGGUGAUGGCGGAGAGAGACUGCGGUCAGUGAAACUCCGGUCACAUCUCCGUAUCGAACGGUUAGGGUAAGCAGAUUGCCAAUCCAAAUUAUUUUGAAACCAAUCUCGCAAGUGAGUCUCUUCAAAGAUGGGUUCUAAUAAAAGAGUAAGUAGAACUGAACGGAAUGGAAGGUACGGCUCUGAUCAGAUCAAAGACCACGCAGAUUCUAGAGACCGAAGAGAUCGCAACUCCAGGGGCUCAGACCGGGACUAUGACCGGGACUAUGACCGAGACUAUGACCGUGAAUAUGAUCGGGAUUAUGAUCGGGAUUAUGAUCGAGAGUAUGAUCGAGAGUAUGACCGAGAGUAUGACCGAGAGUAUGACCGUGACUAUGACCGUGACUAUGACCGUGACUAUGACCGGGAUUAUGAUCGAGACUACGACUACAGAGGUUCCAAUGACGACCGUCGUAGUAAUCGUCGACACCAAGACCAUCGGAGCUCCGAAAGUUCUGAGAGGCACCAGGAAAGAAGAAGCAGUGAGCGAUCAGAUGGCGGCUACCAUUCAGAUGGCGACUACAGGGACCAAGACAUCAGGAAUGACCUGAACAAUGAUAAAGAAAGCAAAACUAUUAUGUUGCGAAGUCUUCCAUCAUCUGCAACCGAGGAUGAUAUCCGAACUGUAUUGGAGUCCUUUGAUGGAGCUCAACCAAGGGACGUGCGGCUAAUGAGAAGCAAAAUGUCAGGUCAAAGCCGUGGUUUCGCCUUCGUGGAGUUUAAUCACUUGCAGGACGCAACAAGAUGGAUGGAAGCCAAUCAGAAACAACUGACUGUACAAGGGAAGUAUAUCACCAUGCACUACAGCAAUCCACGACCCAAGGCUUAUGAAGACUGGCUUUGUGGCAAGUGUGGUAUAUAUAACUUCAAGAGACGAGAAAAAUGUUUCAAGUGUGGAGCUUCCAAGUCUGAGUCGGAACAGGAUCAGCCGUCUUCAGUAGACUUUCAUCAAUCACCCGACUACUACAGUGACACUGUCAUUUUAAGAAAUAUUAGCCCUCAUACAUCAGUGGAGUGUAUUUUGAGUGCACUUUCUCCAUAUGCCGCAUUGUCUCUCUCCAACAUUCGGUUAAUCAAGGACAAGCAAACCCAACUGAACAGAGGCUUUGCCUUUGUACAGCUAGCUUCCAUUGUGGAGGCGUCUCAGCUUCUUCAGAUACUCCAGUCCUUACAGCCACCUCUGAGCAUUGAUGGCAAAACUAUUGGUGUUGAUUUUGCAAAGAGUGCAAGGAAGGAUCUCUUUACCGCCGAUGGAAACCGAGUCAGUGCCAUGACUGUUGCAAGUACAGCCAUCGCUGCAGCUCAGUGGUCGUCCAGCCAGGUCCAGCAGGUUUCAGACACAUUGAACUUGGAUUACAACUACCUCCAACAGUCUGGACAUGAUGGCUAUGGUCAACAUUACGCACAGUACUCGCAAGAAUAUCCGUACUUUCCACACACCUCUGUGGAGCAACAACCACCGGUCACUUAUCAGGCAGCGGCAACUCUCACAGCUCCUGCUGUUAGCACAUCCCCAAAUGCUACCACAUCACAAGCUCAAGGUGCUCCAGUGUAUUCAGGACGUGCACAGAGCUACCAGCAAAGUGCUCAGCAGGCAGAAGAUGAACAUCCAUCGACAACUGUUAAUCAAACAGGCAUGGGUCAAGCUGGCAGUUCCUCUGAGUCCAAAUACUCUGCCCCAGAUGUAUCAAGUUACCAGUACGAUGAAACGUCUGGAUUUUACUAUGAUCCACAGACUGGCUUAUACUAUGAUGUCAACUCACAGUACUACUACAAUUCACAGACUCAGCAGUACCUGUACUGGGACAAGGAAAAGCAGAAGUACCUUCCUGCCUCAGAAUACACUGCACAGCAGAACGCCUCUGCUGGCGCAGCAAAUAAAGAUGGCAAAGAGAAGAAAGAGAAGCCCAAGAGUAAAACUGCUCAGCAAAUUGCCAAAGACAUGGAGCGAUGGGCUAAGAGUUUGAACAAACAGAAAGAAAACUUCAAAACUAGCUUUCUGCCACUGAGCGCACUCAAAGAAGAUGAGCGAAAGGAGGCUGCAGCGGCUGAUGCUGGCUUUUUCUUGUUUGAGAAAAAGGGUGCUUUUCCAGAAAGACUGCAAGUUCCAAUGGAAGCCAUGAAGAGAUCUGCGGACGAUGAGGACUACAUGUUAAAGAGGAAAACAAGCCCACCACAUGCUCUUGUUGCAGCUUACAGUGGAGAAAGUGACACGGAAGAAGAGCAAGAAAAGACUGAAGAUGGAGAUGAGAACCUGACAGAUUGGAAGAAAAUGGCCUGUCUGUUGUGCAGAAGACAGUUCCCUAAUAAAGAGGCACUCAUUAGACACCAGCAACUUUCUGACCUGCACAAGCAAAAUCUAGAGAUUCACAGAAGAUCAAAAAUGUCUGAUAAAGAACUUGAAGCUUUGGAGAAGACUGAAAGAGAGAUGAAGUACAGAGACAGAGCAGCAGAAAGGAGAGAGAAAUAUGGAAUACCAGAGCCUCCAGAACCCAAGAGGAAGAAGUUCUUUCCCCCCCAAGCAGUGGUUGAUUUUGAGCAGCCAACUAAAGAUGGUAUUGGCAGUGACAAUAUUGGAAGCCGGAUGUUGCAAGCCAUGGGCUGGAAAGAAGGUUCAGGACUUGGGCGGAAUCAACAAGGCAUUACAGCUCCUAUUGAGGCUCAGUUGAGGAUGAAGGGAGCUGGACUGGGAACUCGUGGAAGCUCAUAUGGCGUGUCCACUGCAGAUACCUAUAAAGAUGCCGUUCGAAAAGCCAUGUUUGCCAGAUUCUCUGAAAUGGAGUAGUGUGGGUUGUUCUGGUCAUGUAGAUAAUGUAAUUAAUACUAUCAUUGUUUUGUUGUGCCAAGAAAGAAUGUUUUCGAGUCAACUUUUCACUUUUUCUGUGUUGGUUAAAUUCGUCAGUUUAACAAAAAGAACAAAUUGAAUUCUCGUCUUAAAUUAUGACCUUGUAAGCUAGCAUGUGGAAUGCUAGAGGGAGUGAGAUGCAAGUGUAAGAUUUGUUAUGUGUGAAUUUGUUACAAAAAUCAGUAACAUGUACAUUCUGUAUGAUACUCUAUGCUCUUUGUACAGAUUCUGUCUUGGAGUUUCAAUCCUUAUUAUUUGGGGUCUUUCCCUCCACCCCCCAAAAUAAAUUCAGUGCUAGUAA